UUUCCGAUCAUCUUUCAACAACCUAAAUCAAUUUGAUCCUCUCAACUCCCUUCUAUACGGAAAAUAGUUUGAACCAAAAACCUCAAAUGUAGCUCUUUUACAUGCAACUUGCCAAAUUUGGCAUGCCAAAUAUACCCAUAAUCUAGUGCUAUAUAUGUUACCUUUAACACUGACAAAAAUUAAGCAGGGACAUAAAAAAACAUUGCCAAUUACUACCUAUUGCUAAAGCAAACCAUGGCAUUGUCUGUCAAGCCUCUCUCUGCAACAACAGCAUUCUUGGUUUUAGCUGUUGUGGUAUUAUUAUUACUGCCUGAGUGCCAUGCAGAAGAGCUACUUGAAAAGACAAGUUCUAUUCACCAUGCAGUAAGAAGAGUUGGUGGUCUUGUAGUUUCUCCUAAAAUUAGGCACGGGAGACGACCACCAUUCAAGCCUGGCCCAUGGAACCAGGCUCAUGCUACCUUUUACGAAGGUGGCUCAGGGACAUUUGGGGGGGCCUGUGGCUAUGAGGAUGUAGAGAAAAUGGGGUACGGUUUAAACACAGCAGCGUUGAGCAACGCUUUGUUCAACAAGGGCCAGAAAUGUGGUGCUUGCUUUGAGAUCAAAUGUAUUGAUUCCCCUGAAUGGUGCAAACCAGGGCAGCCUUCUUUGAUCGUGACAGCCACAGAUAAUUGUCCACCUAAUUACAAUCUUCCCAGCGACAAUGGAGGAUGGUGCAAUGAACCCCGCCAGCAUUUCGACAUAGCCAAGCCAGCUUUCCUUCAAAUUGCUGAGUACAAAGGCGGCAUUAUCCCUGUACAAUAUCGGAGGGUGCCAUGCAAGAAGCAAGGAGGUAUUCGGUUCACGAUAACAGGCAACCCUUACUUCAACCUGGUGUUAGUGUCGAACGUGGGAGGAGCUGGGGAUGUCAUAAGCGUUCAAGUGAAGGGUCAUGACAAGGUGAGAUGGACAACAAUGACGAGAAACUGGGGUCAGAAAUGGCAGACCAACACCAUGUUAGUUGGGGAAGAACUUACCUUCCGAGUUAGAACAAGCGAUGGCAAAACUUCUACCUCAUGGCAUGUCGUCCCCAAGAACUGGCAAUUCGGUCAGACUUUUGAGAGUGGCAAAAACUUCAGAGGAUGGCCAUGA
This is a messenger RNA of Durio zibethinus, 1128 nucleotides long. RefSeq names its product expansin-A9-like. Lineage: Eukaryota; Viridiplantae; Streptophyta; Magnoliopsida; Malvales; Malvaceae. Gene Ontology annotation, biological process: plant-type cell wall organization. Gene Ontology annotation, cellular component: extracellular region. The record is from RefSeq and is a predicted model, not a curated record.